Pararge aegeria (speckled wood butterfly) is the source of this 3672-nucleotide messenger RNA. It is a transcript of the gene kz, whose product is annotated as probable ATP-dependent RNA helicase kurz. Gene Ontology annotation, biological process: maturation of SSU-rRNA from tricistronic rRNA transcript (SSU-rRNA, 5.8S rRNA, LSU-rRNA). The coding region runs from base 94 to 3633 and encodes 1179 amino acids. Lineage: Eukaryota; Metazoa; Arthropoda; Insecta; Lepidoptera; Nymphalidae. The transcript is spliced from 19 exons. The record is from RefSeq and is a predicted model, not a curated record. Gene Ontology annotation, cellular component: nucleolus; intracellular anatomical structure. Gene Ontology annotation, molecular function: ATP binding; RNA binding.
GUGUCAUAAUAAAAGCACGUUUAGGAUUAUAUCAAGUAGUAUUUUAGCGUGGAAGAAUGUUCAGCCCUAUUGAUCAACAGUUUUAUUGAUAUAAUGGGUCGAAAAAGAUACAACGCCAAAGCGCGUCAAGUAGUCAAAACCAGCAUUGACGACUCUAAGACGAAUGAGAUUAAACUAGACAUCGAUACAAAAGAGUAUGGCUCUACAGAUACCAGCAACUUGUUGGUCUUGCCAUCAAAGAAAAGAAAAACAAACCUUAUUGCAGAAAAGAAAGAAAAGACAAGAUUUCUCUCAAAAGCCCAACGCAAGAGGUUUGAGAAGAUUGUGGACAAGAAGAAAAAGAAAGAAAAUAGGGCAGCACUUCUUGAAUCUCUGUCUUUAGUACAAGCAACUCCGGAGGAAGUGAACCAGUUGACCACAAUAUCUUCUGUACAGACUCUUGGGUUGCGAAAGUUGAACGAACAUAAAUUAGAAGAAAAUGUACAUAAAGCUCAUUCAGAGAAUAUAGAACAGAAAAAAUUUAGCAGUAUUGCAGGUGCAAAGAAACGUUUAAGAUUGCUAAGAAUGGACAAUACAUGCAGUAAAAAGAAAAAGUAUGAUCCCAAUGUUAUAGGUCUUGAAGAGCUCUCUGAUGAUGAAACUAGUUCAGAAUCUGAUGCGGAAGAACUUGAAGUAAUUGAAAAUGAUAAUUUAAGUAAAGAUAAAGUAAACAAAAGUUUAAAUGAACAUGAUACACCAACAAUUAUAAAAAAAGAACAAUCAAAUGCACAGGAAAAUAUCAAUACAGUAAAACAAAUCAACCAAGAGAAAGAAAAGUUACCGGAACAGGGUGUGAAAGAUAUUAAAAAACCUUUACUAGAACAUACUACAGUACACAUUGAAGUGAAAAGGGACCCUAAAAUACAAGUUGCAAGGUUAAAAUUGCCAAUUCUGGGCGAGGAGCAGAGAAUAAUGGAGCUGGUUAAUGAAAAUGAGUUUGUCAUUGUGGCUGGUGAAACUGGCAGUGGUAAAACAACUCAAUUACCUCAGUUCCUGUACGAGGCAGGUUACGCAGAAUCUAAAAUGAUAGGUGUUACGGAACCGCGUCGGGUUGCGACUGUUGCUAUGUCAGUUCGAGUUGGACAUGAGCUAGGAUUGACAAACAAGCAUGUCUCAUAUUUGAUGCGAUUUGAAGGCAAUGUAUGCAAGGAUACGAAGAUUAAGUUUAUGACUGAUGGUGUACUUCUUAAAGAAAUUCAAUCAGAUUUCCUUCUGAGCAAAUACUCAGUAAUAAUCAUAGAUGAGGCACACGAAAGGAGUGUCUACACAGAUAUUCUGUUGGGUUUGCUGUCACGCAUUGUACCAUUAAGACGCAAGAGAGGAAGUCCUUUGAGGUUAAUAAUAAUGUCUGCUACAUUGAGAGUUGAGGAUUUUACAGAAAAUACAAGACUAUUCAAAAUACCACCACCAGUUAUUAAGGUAGAAUCCAGACAGUUUCCAGUGACGAUACAUUUCAACAAGAGCACCUACAGUGAUUAUUUGAAAGAGGCUUACAAGAAAACAGUAAAAAUUCACACAAGGUUACCUGAAGGGGGCAUACUUAUCUUUGUUACUGGACAGCAAGAGGUGAAUUACUUAGUGCGUAAACUAAGAGCGUCGUUCCCGUAUCGUAAAGAUGUUGACUAUUCGAAGCUCAUUACCAAGAAAAAAACCAAUGAAGUUGACACCGCGUUAGAUUCUGAACCUGAGGACAUUGACUCUGACGAUGAUGAGGUAGAGAAAGAAAUGAAACGUAUCCGUAAAGCUAGACGGAAAGCAAAGAAAAGGGGCAAAACGUUACCGAAAAUCAACUUGGACGAUUAUGAUAUGCCUGAAGAUGACGGGCAGGCGGACUUAGUGAGUGACGAUGACAGCGAGGGACAUUUGAGUGAUUCAGACGCCGAAGAAGACAGCCUGACUCCAGCGAUCAAAUCCUGCAGACAACCACUUUGGGUGUUACCAUUAUACUCCAUGCUCGGGUCAUCUAAACAGUCGCGCGUAUUUGAACCUACGCCCGCUGGAGCUAGAUUGUGCGUUGUUAGCACCGAUGUUGCUGAAACGUCCUUGACUAUACCCGGUGUGAAGUAUGUGGUUGAUACUGGAAAGAAAAAGAUGCGUGUUUACGAUCACACCACGGGCGCAAGCGCAUGGCGUAUUGUGUGGACGUCCCAGGCGAGCGCUGAGCAAAGGUCCGGUAGGGCGGGGCGUACUUCCGCGGGACACGCCUACAGACUAUACAGCAGUGCUGUGUUCCAACACGACUGCGUACCGCACUACGAGCCAGAUCUAUGUAGGCGACCAGUGGAUGACUUGGUUCUGAUGAUGAAGUGUAUGGGCAUUGAUAAGGUGGUAAACUUUCCAUAUCCAACUGCGCCUGACAGACUGCAAUUGCGCUUGGCCGAAAAAAGAUUGGAAGUAUUGGGUAUAUUGGAGAAGCCUGCAUUCAGGAACACUAGAAGAAAGGACUAUGAAGAGGUACUUCAAGUAACGCCACUUGGUAAAGCAGUAUCUGCGUUCCCUAUACUGCCGCGUUACGGGAAGAUGCUGGCGCUCAGUCACCAGUUCAACUUGUUACCGUACAGCAUUGCUUUGGUCUCCGCGCUUACGGUGCAAGAGGUAAUGACCGGUAAAGCGCAAAAUUGGCCGGCGACCGGUAACACAUUAUUAUUAGGUGACCCGGGAGUAUUACUGAGAGCGGUAGGCGCUGCUGAAUACUCCUUUGUGAAGGGAGAGGAAGAACUAUUCUGCGCGAAGUAUGGGUUAAGAGAAAAGGCAAUAAAAGAAAUACGCAAGCUCCGCAAGCAAUUAACAUCGGAAAUAAACCUUAGCGUGUCAGGUAUAACCAUGACUAUAGAUCCCGAAAUGAAGCCACCAGAUGACAAGCAAGCGAGACUUCUCAGACAACUUUUGCUAAGCGGUUUAGGGGACCAAGUUGGAAAGAAAAUUGCGCUUGACGAAGUAAAGGAGGGAGACGAUAAACGCAAAUUUAAAUACGCAUACCAUUGCGCGAAUCUGGAAGAACCAGUGUUCCUACACUCAGAAUCAAUCCUUCGGAAGGUUAUACCGGAAUGGGUGAUAUACCAGGAACUUUACGAGACCGGUAGUGAGGAUAAAAAGAAAAUGGUAAUGAGGAAUGUGGCUGCCAUUGAGCCUGAGUGGCUGCCUGUAUAUAUACCUCAGCUGUGUAAUUUAGGCGAACCUUUAACUGAUCCCGAACCAGGAUACGACGUAAAAUCCGGUCGUGUGAAGUGUCACUUCAAAGGAACUUUUGGAAGGAGCUCCUGGGAACUGCCCACCGUUGAGAUCGACUUUCCCGAUAAAAUAGAACGAUACAAGUGGUUUGCAAGAUUCCUAUUGGAAGGCAGAGUUUUUCCAAAGCUGAAAAAGUAUUCUGCAUCCUUACUGUCCCCGCCUUCAACGAUGGUCAAAAGUUGGGCCAAGCUACAGCCAAGGACCGAAGUGCUAUUAAAAUGCUUAAUAUCACGCCGAGUUGGAACUAGGGAGCAGUUGGAAAGCGCGUGGAAAGAACAAAGUACCUAUUUAUUGGACGAGUACCUAAAGUGGGUACCUGAGUCAGCACACAAUGAAGUCACGUUAUAUUGGCCGCCAUUAUAAAUAUUAUAACUUUUGUUUUGUAAAUAUUGUAAAUUUGUU